Messenger RNA from Ictidomys tridecemlineatus (thirteen-lined ground squirrel), 1007 nucleotides. Lineage: Eukaryota; Metazoa; Chordata; Mammalia; Rodentia; Sciuridae. The record is from RefSeq and is a predicted model, not a curated record.
CUUUGCUUCAGCUGGCCAAGGGCUCUCCUGCCGCCGCCUUGCUGCUUCUCAAAGCUGCUGCUGUCUCUCAAGCCAAGAGGUUUUAAAAUGGAACAUUUUGAUGCAUCACUCAGUACCUAUUUCAAGGUCUUGCUGGGCCCCCGAGAUACCAGAGUAAAAGGAUGGUUUCUUCUGGACAAUUACAUACCUACCUUUGUCUGCACUGUCAUUUAUUUACUAAUUGUAUGGUUAGGACCAAAAUACAUGAAGAAAAAACAGCCAUUCUCUUGCCGGGGAAUCUUAGUGGUGUAUAACCUUGGACUCACGUUGCUGUCUCUCUACAUGUUCUGUGAGUUGGUGACAGGAGUAUGGCAAGGCAGCUACAACUUCUUUUGUCAGGGCACAUGCAGUGCGGGAGAAUCAGACAUGAAGAUCAUCCGUGUCCUUUGGUGGUAUUACUUCUCUAAACUCAUAGAAUUCAUGGACACAUUUUUCUUCAUCCUGUGCAAGAACAACCAUCAGAUCACAGUCCUGCACGACUACCACCAUGCCACCAUGUUCAACAUCUGGUGGUUUGUGAUGAACUGGGUACCAUGUGGCCACUCUUAUUUCGGUGCCACACUUAAUAGCUUCAUCCAUGUCCUCAUGUACUCGUACUAUGGCUUGUCAUCUGUACCUUCCAUGCGCCCAUACCUCUGGUGGAAGAAGUACAUCACUCAGGGACAGCUGGUUCAGUUUGUGCUGACAAUCAUUCAGACCAGCUGUGGGGUCAUCUGGCCAUGUGUGUUCCCUCUUGGUUGGCUAUAUUUCCAGAUUGGAUACAUGAUAUCCCUGAUUGCUCUCUUCACAAACUUUUACAUUGAGACUUACAACAUGAAAGGAGCCUCUCGGAGGAGAGGCUACCAAAAGGACCACCAGAAUGGAUCUGUGACUGCUGUGAAUGAACACACCAACAGCUUUUCUUCCCUGGAAAACACAGCGAAGCCAAGGAAGCAACGGAAGGAUUGAAGUGGCAGAGUGGAACACCU